Messenger RNA from Budorcas taxicolor (takin), 1829 nucleotides. RefSeq names its product myosin binding protein H (gene MYBPH). NCBI's taxonomy places the organism in Eukaryota, Metazoa, Chordata, Mammalia, Artiodactyla, Bovidae. Gene Ontology annotation, molecular function: protein binding. Bases 59 to 1534 code for a protein of 491 amino acids. The transcript has 11 exons. The record is from RefSeq and is a predicted model, not a curated record.
CAGCUCCUCCAGUGCAAACCCCUGCACACUCCAGCUUGACUCUCCAUCAGGCACCGCAAUGACAGAAAAAGCCACCUUGGAGGCCCCUGCCUGUGGUCUGGAGGAGACCGCCUCUGAGUCUGCCCGUGUGCCCCCUACAGAGCCCUCUGGAGACACGGCAGCUCUGCAGGCUCCUGGGGGGGAGCAGGCUCCCGGGGGGCAGCAGGCUUCUGAGCCACAGGAGUCUGCCCAUCAGCCUCCUGACCCCGCAGCCUCUGCAGCCCCCGCAGCCCCCACAGCCACUGACCCUGCACUUCCACAUGAAGAUGUCCCCAGUGCCCCGCUGCUGCUGGCCGUGGAGGAUGUGAGUGACAGCUCGGUGACUGUGAGCUGGGAGCCUCCAGAGAGGCUGGGGAGGCUGGGGCUUCAGGGCUAUGUGCUGGAACUCCGUCGAGAGGGAGCCUUGGACUGGGUGCCUGUGAAUGCCCGGCCCAUGAUGGUGACCCAGCAGACCUUGCGGAACCUGGCUGUAGGUGACAAGUUCUUCGUGCGCGUGGCUGCAGUGAGCUCUGCAGGGGCUGGCCCACCAGCGGUGCUGGAGCAGCUUGUCCACAUCCAGGAGACCAUCGAGGCCCCCAAGAUCCGUGUUCCCCGGCACCUUCGUCAGACCUACAUUCGCCAGGUGGGAGAGUCGAUUAACCUGCAAAUUCCCUUCCAGGGGAAUCCCAAGCCUCAGGCUUCAUGGACCCACAACGGUCAUGCCCUGGACAGCCAGCGGGUGAGCGUGCGCACUGGGGACCAGGACUCCAUCCUCUUCAUCCGCUCAGCCCAGCGCUCUGAUUCAGGCUGCUAUGAGCUCACUGUGCAGCUGAAAGGCCUGGAGGCCAAAGCAGCCAUCAACAUCCUGGUGAUUGAGAAACCUGGACCCCCCAGCAGCAUCAGACUGCUGGAUGUCUGGAACUGCAAUGCUACCCUCCAGUGGACACCGCCCAAGGACACAGGCAACACAGAGCUCCUGGGCUACACGGUGCAGAAGGCAGACAGAAAGACAAGGCAAUGGUUCACGGUGAUCGAGCGCUGCCGCCCCACCACCUGCACUGUCUCUGACCUCAUCGUGGGCAACUCCUACUCCUUCCGAGUUUUCUCAGAAAACCUGUGUGGACUCAGCGCCUCAGCAGCCGUCACCAAGGAGCUCGCCCACAUCGUAAAGACAGAUAUUGUUGCCAAACCUAAAAGCUUUGUUGAGCGAGACUUCUCCGAAGCCCCCUCGUUCACUCAGCCCCUGGCUGACCACACCUCCACCCCCGGCUACAGCACACAGCUCUCCUGCAGUGUCCGAGCUUCACCCAAGGCCAAGAUCAUCUGGAUGAAAAACAAGAUGGACAUCCAGGGUGAUCCCAAAUACCGAGCUCUCUCUGAGCAAGGUGUCUGCACCCUAGAGAUCCGGAAACCCAGCCCCUUUGAUUCCGGAGUUUACACCUGCAAGGCCAUCAAUGUGCUGGGGGAGGCGUCUGUGGACUGCCGGCUGGAGGUGAAAGCCUCAGCCACACACUGAGGAGCCUCUGGUGGAAGCUGUGAAGAGGAGAAAGGUGCCGCAGACCUGAGGGGUCAGGGCUGCCAGGCCCAGAAUCAAGCGCCUCAGAGGCCGGAGGUAUUCACCCCACAGCGACAGCUGAUGGCUUUGCUCCUCGGUACCUGCCUCGCCUCUGUCCCUCCACUGGGAGCGGGCCGAGCAGGCCUCUGGACAGGCUUCUAGACACCAGGAGUCCUGGAAGGUGCAAAGAUCGGAGCCCUCCUGCAAAGAGUCAUAUGCUGGGCGGGAAGCACUUGAAUAAAGGUGUUUGGUGUUA